AUGCGUCCAAUAAUUAAUGCAAACAAUCGCAAAUUGGUCAGUUUGAUAGCACUCAUUCUUCAAACAACUGGCAUAGUCCUUUUACUACGUUAUUCGCGUACAUGGAAAGCAGAACCAUACAUAUCAUCAACAGCUAUUGUUGCUUCAGAAUUUCUUAAAGGAUUUAUUUGUCUGAUUCUUGUUUGGUUUGAAACAGAUUGUUCGUUUGUUCGAUUGGCGAAAAAGUUAAACGAUGAAAUCUAUAGUAAACCAGUUGAAACGUUUAAAUUAACAAUACCAAGUGGACUGUAUGCAAUUCAAAAUAAUCUUCUUUUUAUUGCAUUAUCUUAUUUGAAUGCUGCUACGUAUCAAGUGACAUAUCAAUUAAAAAUUUUAACAACAGCACUUUGUUGUGUUUUUAUGCUUGGCAAAAAAAUCGAUAAACAUCAAUGGGUAUCAUUGUGUAUGCUUGCCAUUGGUGUUGCGUUUGUUACAUGGCCAUCAUCCGAUGAAGCAGCUAAACGUGCAUCAACACAAAUUCAAAAAUCAUGGGCUCAACAAUUUAUUGGUUUCGGUGCUGUUUUAAGUGCAACAUUAACAUCGGGUUUUGCCGGUGUUUAUUUUGAAAAAAUACUUAAAACUGGACCUACUUCUGUUUGGGUUCGAAAUAUUCAAUUAGCUAUAUUUGGCACUAUUUUCGGUUUAGUAAUUGUUUUUCUAUUCGAUGCAAGAGCUGUUAUGGACAAAGGCUUUUUUCAAGGAUAUUCAACAGUUGUAUGGAUGGUUAUUUUUCUUCAAGCCAUUGGUGGUUUAAUAAUAGCUGCUGUGAUUAAAUAUGCUGACAAUAUUGUAAAAGGUUUUGCAACUUCUCUUUCAAUAAUUCUCUCAUCGGUCGUGUCGUAUUUUGUUUUAAAUGAUUUUACACCAUCAUUAUUUUUCUUUAUGGGCACAAUGUUAGUUAUAACUGCGACAUUUCUCUAUGGAUGGGAAAAGAAAGUGAAAGCAACAUCACCUAAUGAACAAAAACCGUGA
Molecule: messenger RNA, 1011 nt
Organism: Rotaria socialis
Lineage: Eukaryota; Metazoa; Rotifera; Eurotatoria; Philodinida; Philodinidae
Source: the annotation of a GenBank genome assembly